GAUAUUGCAGGAACCCUGAAACAAGUUAAAAGUGACUCUCAGCUUCGUCCUUGCAACACACACAAACACACACACACACAUAGGUUCCCUGCAGCUAAACCCACUGAUCGUUGGCACCAUGAGUGACAUAACCGAAGCUGACAAAACUCACAUCCGCGGUAUCUGGGAGAAGCUGGCUGCGGAUCCCGAAGGAAACGGCAGAACAGUUGUACUGAGAUUAUUCACAGAUUAUCCCGAAACAAAGAAGUACUUCAAGAAUUUUAAAAACAUUUCAACCCCAGAAGAAUUGCAAACAUCAGCUCAGAUCAAAAGGCAUGGUAAACAGGUGAUGAACAAGCUGAAUGACAUUUUUGAGAGGUUGGAUGAUUGGAAUGCAGCUUGUGCCAUUCUGGAUACCAUGGCAGAAAGACAUGUUUAUGUGCAUAAAAUUGAUGUGCACAACUUUCAGAUUAUAUUUAAUAUAAUCGUGAAGAUCAUGGAAGAGUCAUUGGGGAGCACCUUUACACCACAGAUCCGUGAAUCCUGGGUGAAGAUAUUCAGUAUUAUUUACAAUUAUCUCGAAAAUUGCUACAAGAACCUUGGAGCUACAUUCUAGACAGAUGGCAUCCCUGCUGCACACACUUACCACUCCUACAAUUAAUAAAUGAAAUGCCUCAUUAUGUUAUCUCUAAACAACUCUAUAGUGCAAUAACUAACAUGAUCAGCAAUUGAAUAGAUUUGUUUGACAACAAUAGUGUUUUGAAACUGUUAAAGGGGAAAUAAAGGACUUUGAAUAUUAUCAACAAUGAAAUAAAUUAAAAUAAAGGUAUGCAUUGA
Carcharodon carcharias (great white shark) is the source of this 816-nucleotide messenger RNA. Its product is annotated as cytoglobin-2-like. Gene Ontology annotation, biological process: oxygen transport. The coding region runs from base 119 to 595 and encodes 158 amino acids. Gene Ontology annotation, molecular function: heme binding; oxygen binding; iron ion binding. The transcript is spliced from 3 exons. Lineage: Eukaryota; Metazoa; Chordata; Chondrichthyes; Lamniformes; Lamnidae. The record is from RefSeq and is a predicted model, not a curated record.